GACAGCAGGACAGCAGGAGCUGGGUAGGAACCGAGAGGAGUCGAGCCGAGCUGAGUGUAACACCGAGCCGAGUGGGAAAUGGACACAGCUAGGAAAACUAGCUCACCGUAGUGAGUGUGUGCGAGUGUGCGUGUCUUGACUGUGUACCCAUAACCGUGUUCGCGACAGUGUUAGUGGCGUGUGCGUGUGCGAAAAGAACAGAGCUAGUGAGAUGCUCAACCUGGACUGAGACUGAGCGCCAGAGAUAAGGCCGGGAUAAGGCCGGAAUCCACUCCGAUUGACCAGCUGAAGCAGCCAGCCACAACCAUCGCACUGGCGUCGUUUUGCGAGCGCGGCUUGAUGCCCGACUCGAUGAUGGACAUGGAGCACCGGGACCACCAGCUGCACCGCCAGCAGCAGCACCACCACCAGUCCGCCCGCCAGGUGGCCAGCACCAGUACCAGCACCUUUGCAUCGCCAGCGCCGGCGGCCACCACGGCCAGUCCAUCGGCCGAUCAUCGAGAGCGGGAUCGGGAGCGGGAUCGGGACAGGGAGCGAGAGCGGGAGCGUGAGCGCGAGCGGGAUCGUGACCUUCAUCUGCAUCAUCACCAGCAGAGCAAUGCAGCCUCAUCGCCGCUGCCCGUUAAUGCCACCAUGCAACUGCAUCAACAGCAGCAAACGCAGCAGCCGCUGCAGCAGCAGCAGAUGCAGCAGCAGCAGUUGCCGCAAUUGCAGCAGCGCGACCAUCACCAACAGCAGCCGCAGCAGCAAAUGCAAAAUCAGCAGCAGCUAAUGGCACCACCACAGCAGCAGCAGCUGCCACACAGCCAUCAUGCGCUGAUGCAGCAGUCGCAGCAGCAGCAGGCCAUCCACCGAGCCGAGGCGCGACGAGAUACACAAGCAAAACAUUCACAUGGAUUUCUCUAUUCGGACGAGGAAAUCAGCGAUAAGGCAUCAACAUGCGGAAAAUUGCUAAUAUUUCUAUCCGUGGCACUUGUGAUAAUGACGUUACCAUUCAGUCUAUUCGUGUGCUUCAAGGUGGUGCAGGAGUACGAGCGCGCGGUUAUCUUCCGUUUGGGUCGCCUCAUGCAGGGUGGUGCCAAGGGCCCAGGUAUCUUCUUCAUCCUGCCCUGCAUCGACUCCUAUGCCCGAGUGGACUUGCGUACCCGAACCUACGAUGUGCCACCGCAGGAGGUUCUCACAAAGGAUAGCGUUACGGUUUCGGUGGAUGCAGUGGUUUACUAUCGCGUAUCAAAUGCAACGGUCUCUAUAGCGAACGUGGAGAAUGCCCACCAUUCGACCAGACUACUGGCACAGACUACUCUACGAAACACAAUGGGAACUCGGCAUUUGCAUGAGAUACUCAGCGAGCGUAUGACGAUUUCCGGCACAAUGCAGGUUCAACUCGACGAAGCCACCGAUGCCUGGGGCAUCAAAGUUGAACGUGUUGAAAUCAAGGACGUGCGCCUGCCCGUGCAACUGCAACGCGCUAUGGCCGCCGAGGCAGAGGCCGCCCGUGAAGCCCGAGCCAAAGUCAUCGCCGCCGAAGGAGAGCAGAAGGCAUCUCGAGCACUACGCGAGGCGUCGGAGGUGAUUGGCGAUUCGCCGGCGGCCCUCCAGCUGCGUUACCUGCAGACACUCAACACCAUAUCCGCGGAGAAGAACUCGACGAUUGUGUUCCCGCUGCCCAUCGAUUUGAUAACGUAUUUCCUGAAGACCAACGAGGCCACAACGCAGCAGAAUGCGGCAGCAGCAGCGGCAGCGAUUGGCAAUACACCGCCACCGUUGCAGCUAGCACCGCAACAGCAGCAAUAUCAGCAGCAGCCGUACCAGCAACAAUAUCAGCAGCAGCCGCAACAGCAAAUUCAACAGCAGCAACAACAACCGCAGCAACAGCAACAACCGCCGCAGCAGCAGCAGCAAGCGCCUCAGCAAAUGCAACAACAACUGCAUCAGCAGGGACAGCAGAUCUCAUCCGCCAUGUAAAUCCGCUUCAGUUCAUCACAUUGAUUCGGCCUUGUCGAAUUGAAAAUGCUCUGCACAAAGCUAAAGGAAAUUGCGGGGUAUCAAAGCUUAGAAUUUUCAAUUUAAAAACCUUAAGAAACAAAGCAAAAGAAUGCUUUAUAAGGGUUCUUAAUUAUUUUAAACUGCAACCUAAAAGCCUAAAUACUCGGUAUAUUCUUCGAACGUAUCUUACAGGGUAUCAAGGCUAAAAUUUAGCACUAUAAAACCCUAAGAAACCAACAGCAGUAUUUUUGUUAGUUUAUUACACAUUUUGUAGUGUAUUCUUCGGUCCUUUUUUUUAUUUAUAAUAAAUUAAUGUGUACCAAAUCAUAAAAGCUUAAUAAAAGUCUUAGAAACACAAACACUUUCAGGAAUAUUUUGUUUCUUUACUUAUUUCCAAUUGCUCGUAUUGAUACCCCUUAAUAAGCCAUAGAAUUCAAGUGUUUGUGCAGAACAUUUAAUUACAUAAAUAAAAACCAACGGAAACAACGAUUCAAGAGAAUCAAAAAAAUGUAGUUCAUAACACCGAUAAGUGCGAUUCGAAUGUGUUCGCCGGAAGAAGGCCCCCAUUACUAAUAAUAUUGGGAUUCUGAGGUCAUAUAGGUACGAAAAUACAAACCUAGACUAGUUUCAUACGAGGCGAGAAAUAGAGUUUAAUAUUUGUAGCUUUACGACCAGAGGAUGCAAUUCUAAAGAUAAUACGUAGGACUUAGCAAGGUGCAAUUUACCACAGUAUAUAUAUAAAUAUAUAAAAAAAAUCAGCAUAUACAUAUAAAUUACAGGUAAGCCUGUCAAUUGAAAAAGAUAAAUACAAAAUGAAUAAAAAAUAAAAUCUCUAAAAAACUUCGCACAUAACAUUUAGACAGUUAUCGAAAUAUCGUAAAUACUCCGCAAGUUAAUAAUUCAAAAUAUCAUAAUUAAAUCAAUGGCCGCUCAGGUGAAAAUUCUAAAACCAACCAGUUUUGAGAAUCUUGAAUUCAAAAAUUCGAUAUAGUCAAAAAUGGUUGGUUUGGUUUUGUAUUUUCACACCUAAAAACUGAGAUGAACAUAGGUUUCUGUUAUUUUUGGUUGUUUUUUCGUAACUCCAAAAACGUCCGUUUUCUUAAAAGUCAGUUAAAGUAUUAUCAAGAAGGAAACAUUCGAUAUAAAUUUAUUUUUGAAAAAAUAAUAAAAUUAGAAUGUUUUUAGUUAUUUUAUACGGUUUAGCGAAGGCAAGGUCAAGUUUAAUUAUUAUUCAUCAUAUUUCUUAUUUAUUUUAAUCACACCAAAGAACAUUAACUGCAUUAAGAAAACGGGCCCGGCGCAUAGUAUUUAUAUAAAUCAUAUUGAACAGUUGAUGAAAGCAUUUUAAAAUGGAUUAACCUGGUUAGAAUACAGGCCUACUUUGGGCAGAUAAUAGACAUCCUUGAACAGUUGAUGGAAGCGUUUUGUAAAUGUUUAGCCUUAAGAUGUUUGCCCUGUUAAUUAUGGAUGACUCUAAAUAUAUAUUGCUGUAUACUUAGCUCUUGCAUAUGAAUGUAUAAAAACGUGAUCGGCUAUGCCUCGAUGUACAUUAGAGAAAAUGUUGUCCGCACUUACAUAAGUAAAAAUACUUUAAAGUCUUGGUAUUGAUAUUCGAUAUUGAUAUUGAUAACUUGAAAUAUUACCAUGUGUAUAAAAUGUGAUGAUAAAAAUUGCAGAGUACACCCCGGAUUCCUAGUUACUUCAAUUGUUAUUCUGUUUCAACUAGAGUUUGCCCAGGAUACUAGCCGAUUUGUUCGAUUAACUAGCCCUCGGACGACUGUGGCCGAGACCAGUGGUUGCCAUAUGGAGCCUUACGAUCAAAUCCGUUAGUGAGCAACGUUCGUAGGUCCAAAUACGAAUGCCAAACAAUAAAUAAGAGUAAUACGAAUUUAUUGUACAUACAAUAAACAAAAAUAGCGAAUAUGCCCAAACUAUACAGAACUGUUUUACCCCAAAAUGCAAGGCGGAUAUGUUAUAUAUCCCCUACAUACAUAUAUAUUCGCCCAUAUAGGAUAUACACAUCUCGCAGGACCUUCUCUGUCGCAGUAGCGAAUACAAAAUGAAUACAUUAAUCCAUUUGUCAGUAGUCACCAGCCCCCAAAAAGGAUAAAGCAAAAUUAACCUAAAUCGAAUUAGAAUCGGUCCUCUCAAAGUGCAUUUGCAAAACACAGAAACGUUUACUUUUUAGCGCACUUCAUGGAUUUAAAUCGAGUUAUUGCAUUAAUUAUAUAUACAUAUACAAGACAAAACAUAACGAAUUACAUAUUAUGUACAAUUUUGCCUUUGAACAAUUUUUAAACGAAAACGAUUUCAUUAUUCUAUAUACAUACAU
Messenger RNA from Drosophila kikkawai, 4318 nucleotides. Its product is annotated as band 7 protein AGAP004871. Gene Ontology annotation, cellular component: plasma membrane. Lineage: Eukaryota; Metazoa; Arthropoda; Insecta; Diptera; Drosophilidae. The record is from RefSeq and is a predicted model, not a curated record.